UUACACACUUGGGAGGAAGGAGCCAACUGCAACUUACACACACACCUUGAGCCUGUUGCAAAUCAUGAAGCUCUUCUCGACUACCACCGCCGUCCUUUGCCUCGCCUCGGCGGCCGAUGGAUUCGUCGUCGCUCCUCCGUCAUCGAGGGCAAGCGUCGCUGCAUCCGGUAGGCAGUGCACACGAAUGGUGUCGCCUCUGCCCGCUGCUUCCGCUGGCGCAUCAUCGCUGACGACGGUGCUUCAGUCUUCCGUGGUGCCGUUGGUUGCUGCUGCUGGCGGGGUGGCGGAGCCGGGAACCGUCAAUGCGCCGGGAUGGGUUCUUCCGGCGGGAGCCGUCGCGGUGAUCCUAACUGCGGGACUGAUCCCCCUCCUGCUAAAGCCCGGGGACGACGCGGCUAGGGACAUGCAGGAGAGGGACGAGGGUCUGUGGGAGCAAAACAAAAAAUUGUAGAGAGGCAGUCACCUGUUUAGGGUAAGCCAACUGGGCGAAGAAGAUGAAGUACGUCGGUUUCGUUACCUCGUUCAGGGGCUGGGCGCCAGCCGCGGGGCGCGCGCAUGAUAGAGUGAACGCAUUAUAGAGUGAACGCACGCCGGGCCCAAGGUCGUCCUUCGAGUGUAGCUGGGCCGGAGAGGCUCACCGGCGGAAGGGGAAGGGCACAUGAGGCCGAAGGACCAGCGAGCACACAGCCACGGGGACUAUUUCCUUUGCGGAUGGGGGGAGGAGAUCGGAGAUCAUUGGGGGCUCGCGGCCGGCGCGUCGUCCUUCCGAGCGCAGUUCGUUUUCGCGUUUUCACGCGCUGAAGUAUUGGGUACAAUAGGGUUGAGAGCUGUUGUUGGAGGUCAGGGUUCCACGAAGCGUCAACAUCCACAAAGUAAGGCGACACAUACAACGACACAAUGCGUGGCCACAUAAGUUUUAUUUUUAGAGAAAAGGCUGCGCGUAUGUACGGGCUGAGUAAACGGGUGGAGAGCCCUCUAUCGUGAUGGCGAUGUACACACGCGCACGCCAAGUCCUCAGCCCGUUUUUGGCACUUGAGGCGCUGCGUUUUGAUGUGACAAUGGGCGAGAGCGUUCUAACCGCAGGAAUAGACAGGAAUGAACAACGACAAGUGUACCUCUCGCCCCUCCCUGCCGGCGGGGCCCUUGUUCUGCAGGCAAACACCAACAGCACAGAAUGACGCGAGGAAAAAGGUCCAGGGGAACAGAGAUGUGUUGAAGGCCUCGUAGUCGUUUAUCCGGUCAACAAAAGGCAAUGGGGAGAGCUAGAGGCACCAGCUUCCCGAGAUACUUUGAAGCCCUAUUGGCUUCAGAGUCUGUCACGGAAUUAGUUAUCACUACGUACAUUCACGAAGUACCUGUGACCACGUGAACGAAGCCCCUUCCUGAUUCCUGGAUGUACAUUGCCCUCCCGGCGGGGGGGGCGGGGGGGUGGCCGAUGUGUCAGGAAUUGUUUUUCACGUACGCCCUUGUCCGGAAGCCCAUUAAACCUCUGCACUGAACCCAUGUCCUACAGCGGGGUGCAGGUCAAUGACCAUGCCGGGCUCGAUCGAUGUAUGCAUUUAGUUUUGUUUGGUUAGGGUUCGCCGGGUACCGUUCACUAGAGGGAGCAUGCUAUGUCACGGGGCGUGGCGUACAGCACCUACCCCGUA
Molecule: messenger RNA, 1649 nt
Organism: Ectocarpus sp. CCAP 1310/34
Lineage: Eukaryota; Phaeophyceae; Ectocarpales; Ectocarpaceae
Source: the annotation of a GenBank genome assembly